This is a messenger RNA of Fomitopsis serialis, 1521 nucleotides long. RefSeq lists its product as uncharacterized. Bases 1 to 1521 code for a protein of 506 amino acids. The transcript is spliced from 10 exons. Gene Ontology annotation, biological process: transmembrane transport. The record is from RefSeq and is a predicted model, not a curated record. Gene Ontology annotation, cellular component: membrane. Lineage: Eukaryota; Fungi; Basidiomycota; Agaricomycetes; Polyporales; Fomitopsidaceae.
AUGCAGGAGGAAGGCCAAGUACGCGUCGAUAGCUUUGGUGACUCUGAGGGCCAUAUUGCAGAAAUGGAUAUGUUUGAAGGUUUGAACGUAGCAACUAGCGAGCAGCCUGAGGAUGUCACGACGCACCUCCAUCUCAACUUCAUUACAGUGCCACUCAUCUCCGUCUUGCUUCUGUUGGCGACGGGCGCGAUCGACGGGACAGUCGUGCGAGAUGGCAUCGUGGGCGCGAACGGGGUGCAGCCCUUGGAUAUCAUGGCACUGUUCAUCUCCCUGGCGUAUCUCAGCAUCUCACUCGACGCUACCGGGCUGCUGCGCUUCCUUGCGUUCUGGGUCGUACGUAAGGGCGGGGGCUCCGGCAGGAGGCUGUUCACUUAUCUGUAUGUGUUCUUCCUGGUGUGCGGAGUGAUAGUAGGGAAUGACCCAGUCAUCCUAUCUGGAACGGCCUUCCUCGCAUAUCUCACGCGUGUUUCAGGAGUGGCCAACCCGAAGGCGUGGCUAUUCUCGCAGUUCGCUGCUGCCAACAUGGCUUCCGUCGUCCUCGUGUCUUCCAACCCGACCAACCUCGUCCUCAGCGGCGCCUUCGCGCUCAAAUGGACGUCCUACAUCGCCCACGUCGUCCUUCCCUUCCUCGCCGCCGCGGCCACCGUAUACCCGCUGCUUCUCUACAUGUUCCGCGCUUCGGACCUCAUCCCCGACUCCCUGGACCUCGAUCUAGAUGAGGUGGGCGACAUGCGAGAGACGCUCGUCGACAAAGGAGGCGCUAUCUUCGGAAGCUGCUUGGUGUUCGUGACUCUUGGUGUGCUCGUCGGCACGAGCACGGUCGGCGUACCCGUCUGGGAGGUGACCGUCCCGCCGGCGUGCAUCAUGCUCGCUCGAGACGUCUGGUGGGACUGGUCCCGGCACCAAUCCUUGAAAAGCGCGAGUAGCCGCUCCACAGAGCAACGCCUCUCGCGAGACGCGCCUCCCCGCGUGCCAUCGACCCUAGCCGGUGUUGUACGGCAAACGUUCACGCGUAUAAAGAAUACGUUCCCUAUAGUCUCCUCUAUUGCGUCCCGCCUCCCGAUCCCGCUCCUCCCCUUCGCGUUUCUCACCUUCAUCCUCGUCAACGCGCUGUCUACGCAAGGCUGGGUGAGCCUCUUCGCAGGAUGGUGGGGCGCAUGGGUUCGCGCGACUGGCACAUUGGGCGCCGUGGGCGGGAUGGGCUUCCUCUCGUGCAUCUUCUGUAAUGUCUGCGGUACGAACAUUGGCGCAACGAUCCUCCUCGCCCGCCUCCUCCAGCUCUGGAUCGCCGCCGCCUCGCCAUCAGAGCGCGAACAGUACGGCGCCGUCUACGCGCUCGCGCUCGGCUCCAACUUUGGCGCGUUCACGCUGACGUUCAGCGCGUCGCUCGCGGGACUGCUGUGGAGGCGCAUCCUCAGGCAGAAGGGCAUACACGUACGCGCGCGGGAGUUCCUGAGGAUUAACCUCCCGAUCGCUGGGGUCGCGAUGACGGUGGGGUUGUAUGUGAUAUACAGUAAGUAG